AUGGUAGUCAGAGGAAUCCCUGAAAUAGUUCAAACUAUCCGCAGAAUCUACUACACAUGUUCACUUGCAAUAUAUUACGUCCUGGGUACCUCGGUAACUGAGUCCUGGAGGAUAUUAGUCGUAGCACCAACUCCAUCAUUCAGUCACCAAAUCGUCUUUCGUUCUUUAUGCCGUGCCUUACAUAAGCGAGGCCACGAGAUCGUGACCAUCACGUCGAUUCCAAUGAGAAAUUCGUCUUUACUGAACUAUACGGAGAUCGAUAUCAGCUCUCUGUAUCAAAAAGCCGUGGAUUGGCAAAUGAUUCGCACUUGGCAGAAUUCUAAUCAGUUAACAUUUAAAAGAUAUAUAUGUAAAUCGCUGAAUAUUAUGAUAGAAGAGAUAUUCAAGAAUCCGGAUGUGAGAAUGUUAUACACCAAUGAUAGCAAUGAAUCGUUCGACGUGGUGAUGGUGGAAAUGAUAGCGUCACCGGCUAUGAACAUUUUGGGAUACGUGUUUAACGCUCCUGUGAUAGGUGUCUCUACGUUGGAGUUGCACUACCAUCACCAGUACAUCAUUGGUAAUCCACUUCUACCGUCGCAUGUCUCGACUUGGGAUACCAGCGUAACAAAUAGCGACGGCAUGAGCUUCUGGCAGAAGACUCAGAACUUCCUGUACGUAUGGUUCUCCGUUUACGAAUGGAACGCAGUGUUGACAUCAGCUAGACCGGACCUACCAAAUGUCAUAUAUUUCGACAGUAUACACGUGGAACAGACACCGCCGAUUUUGCCGCAAAACCUCAAGAUGUUUCUCGACGACGCCACUGACGGCUUUAUUUACGUAAGUUUCGGCGGAAAUAUCGAUAUCACGGACGAAAUUAAACGAAGCCUCGUGGAAUUAACGAGCAAUGUCUUUACGGCAGAAUGGCUGCCUCAACAGGGCAUUCUCGCUCAUCCUAAAAUCAGAGCAUUUGUGUACCACGGCGGACUUCAGAGUACCGAGGAAGCUGUACAUUACGCGGUCCCUCUCAUAGGAAUACCUUUCCAAUUCGAUCAGAAUUAUCGCGUUUGUUACUUGACGUCGCUCGGUGUAGCGAAGCAUCUGGAUAUCUUCACAUGUAGCAAGGAGGAUAUCGAUAAUGUAAUUCGCGACUUACUCAGUGACAUGAGGUAUAAAGACAAUAUGCUGAAACUUCGCGCACGUGCGAAUGACAGGCCAUACGACAGCUUGGGGAAAGCUAUUUGGUGGGUCGAAUUCGUAAUUCGUCACAAAGGAGCGGCGUACCUUCGAUUUAACGGCAACGACGAGUCGUGA
Dinoponera quadriceps is the source of this 1290-nucleotide messenger RNA. Its product is annotated as UDP-glucuronosyltransferase 2B17-like. Lineage: Eukaryota; Metazoa; Arthropoda; Insecta; Hymenoptera; Formicidae. Gene Ontology annotation, molecular function: UDP-glycosyltransferase activity. The record is from RefSeq and is a predicted model, not a curated record. The transcript is spliced from 9 exons. The coding region runs from base 1 to 1290 and encodes 429 amino acids.